AUGAGCUCGUCUGGGGACGGUCUAAAGAGCGAACCACCCCCCGGCACGUCCCCGCCUUCCGCUUCGGGAGAGCAACCCGUGCCGAGCGUCUCCGAACCCAGCAGCGAGACAGCCGACCAUGUGAUGGUCUCUACAGAAAUCGCCGACACUGAACAAGCACGUUCAGCUACUAUUGGCCACGCAGUGGCAUCCACCGAUCUUCCCAUGCAUACGCCAGACACCCACGUUCCUACGACGGACGUGGAUAUCUCCACUGUUUCCGGCCACAGCACUGGAUGCGAGUUCAGCUCCGACGAACUUCUAGCGAGCGACGUCGACAUGCGUUCAUCGACCGAUCCCGAUCAACCCCAUAGCUCUCCUAUGCAGACUUCGUCAGUCUCCGCAUCUUCUGCAGGCUCUCAGCAAUCUUCAUUAGAUCAGCCCCUUUUGGGCUCAGCCACGGAAGCACCUUCUGGAUCACGAUUCCGUGCGGGUUGGCAAACUGAUACCACUCAACUCAGCUUCGCACAAUCGUUCGAGGAUUCACAGAAGCCAACUACGUCCACAGAAGGUUUCUCUUCACGCGUACAGGACCCAUCCACGCGUCCCCAACCACCCAGGGGCACCUCCCGCCGACCGGCACGCGCCACAACAACGGCACCCUUACCCCGGCGAGGAACUUCCACAACCCGUGGUGCCCGGGGCCAACGUCGUCUACUUCGCAGUCGCAGCUGCGUCGCUGAAAAGCCUUCUUCGUCGAAAACGCAAGAGCUUCCUGAGGACACUCCAGAGGGUUUUUGGCACUACUUGAUCGACCGGCAUCCAUGGGCCGAAUACGUCAAGCCUCGGCAGCUACGUAUGCACGAAAUCGCUUCGCAGCAAGUGACUAACGAGCUAUCCGAAGACAUUUAUCGCCCCGUACCAACUCCGGGAUACCUGAAGCUUAAAUUCGUGCGGUCGCUCUUUCCGCGAGUUACACCUAUAAACGGCCUCGUUACCGCAUCACUUCCGUUCCUGGAACUACCAUCUCUCGAGGACGCCGUCGUCUUCCGCGGGAACGCCGACAAUAUUAUACAGGCUGCUCUCAGGGGUCACGUUCAACCAGAGCCACAGCCCCCCGAGGGUAGGCAAGCAGCAAAAGGAGCAUGGACAUCGGUAGUCGCUCCUCGUUACCUCAAGGCCGAUCGCCAGGACGCCACGAUGCGGAUGGGACGGAUUUUCAACGCAGCUUCAUCGGCGUUGGCAGCGUACGUCUCCAUGGAUGACGACAAGGAAACACACCGUGUCACAGCUACCGUGCCCAGCCUCUCCGCCUAUCCGUUGCGGAUAGAGUUCCUUCUUUCGGGCAUGAGCACCGAGGCGGGCUGGUCUCGUCAUCGUCCCGUGGAUGUUUGGAUCAUGGGGGCUUUCUUCUUCGUCCGCAUGACGGUGGAGGCCGUCAUUCAUGUGCGAGAAAUGCGGCAGCUCCGUAUUCAGCUCCGAGCCUACCCGUGGUCACACCGAUCCCUACUACGUGCGACCAAUCACGUCGGACGACUGGCUGGGAAUUCCGCGUUUCUGGAAGUCUGCGUCAAGCUUGGGAAGCUCUCAUCUAGCACCAUCCCGGCUUACGAAGCGGUCACCCAUAUGCGGCUGUUCUCGGACAUUCCAACUGGCAGUAUGGCGCACAAGAUCAUGGACGCUGUGUACGGACUCACACCUUUAGGCUGCCUUAAUGAGGAUGAGAAGCAUUUGUGGCCUCUCGCACGUUGCAUUGUACCGCGCCCUCCGGCCAUGCAAUGGCAUCGUCUACAGAUAUCUCUUCCACGGGUACUGCUAGUUUGCAGCGAAGCCCUUCGCCUGCUCCUUGCCACGUAG
This is a messenger RNA of Ostertagia ostertagi, 1836 nucleotides long. Lineage: Eukaryota; Metazoa; Nematoda; Chromadorea; Rhabditida; Trichostrongylidae. The record is from the annotation of a GenBank genome assembly.